Lynx canadensis (Canada lynx) is the source of this 2690-nucleotide messenger RNA. It is a transcript of the gene KLF12, whose product is annotated as Kruppel like factor 12. The record is from RefSeq and is a predicted model, not a curated record. The coding region runs from base 584 to 1792 and encodes 402 amino acids. Lineage: Eukaryota; Metazoa; Chordata; Mammalia; Carnivora; Felidae. The transcript is spliced from 9 exons. Gene Ontology annotation, molecular function: RNA polymerase II cis-regulatory region sequence-specific DNA binding; DNA-binding transcription factor activity, RNA polymerase II-specific. Gene Ontology annotation, biological process: regulation of transcription by RNA polymerase II.
GUGGGUGUUGCCUUCUACCUCUGCGAGCGGGGAGGGGUUAGUUUCCCACAGGGGAUUUCAACCAUCACACUCAGAGCCCGCCUCCUAAUCCUCGGGCGGAGCGGCUCGGGGGCCCCAUUUUAUGGCAAUAAAGCGACUUAGCGCCUGCUGAGCGAGCCCCUCCCCGCCGCCGCCCCCGCCCUCGGCCCCACCCCGGGGCUCGCCCGCAGCGGCGGGGCUUUGUUUCUGGGGAGGAGGACCCGGAGCUCUUUUGUUUGGGGGUUUGGUGUUUUCACCCCCCCCACCUCACCUCACCCCACCCCACCCCACCCCCCACGCCUCUCCGGUUUCCUGAGCUGCGGGCUGCAAGGGAGGAGAAGCGGCGUCUUGCAACCCCCUCGGCUGGGCCCCGGGGUAAUUCGAUGCGGGCCUGGCGAGGCUCCCCACGCUAGACCGGGGCUCGCGUCUCGGCAGCCUCCACCCACCGGCCCACCCUACAUUUAGCGCAUCAUGUGAUCCGGCUUUCGCAGCCUCUCAGCAUGUAGAAAAUACCUUCUGAAUACGAUUAAACAGGAUCAAUGUGACUCUGGAGACAAAUGGAUGAAUGAAUACCCAUAUGAAGAGGAAAACAAUAAAGAAUAUCAACACCUUUGAGAACAGAAUGUUAAUGCUUGAUGGGAUGCCGUCAGUCAGAGUCAAAACAGAGCUUUUGGAAUCUGAACAAGGGUCUCCAAACGUCCACAACUACCCCGAUAUGGAAGCUGUUCCCCUGUUGCUAAAUAAUGUGAAAGGGGAGCCGCCGGAGGACUCGUUAUCUGUAGAUCACUUCCAAACACAAACUGAGCCAGUGGACUUGUCGAUCAACAAAGCCAGGACAUCCCCCACAGCCGUUUCAUCCUCCCCAGUUUCCAUGACAGCAUCUGCCUCCUCGCCUUCUUCAACUUCAACCUCUUCGUCGUCUUCUAGUCGUCCAGCCUCAUCCCCAACUGUUAUAACAUCCGUAUCUUCAGCAUCAUCUUCGUCAACAGUAUUAACUCCAGGGCCCCUUGUCGCCUCCGCGUCUGGUGUGGGAGGCCAGCAGUUUUUGCACAUUAUCCAUCCUGUACCGCCUUCGAGUCCCAUGAAUUUACAGUCUAACAAACUGAGUCACGUUCACCGCAUCCCUGUGGUGGUACAGUCGGUGCCUGUUGUCUACACAGCUGUGCGGUCACCUGGAAAUGUGAACAACACUAUUGUAGUGCCGCUUUUGGAAGAUGGGAGAAGCCAUGGCAAAGCACAAAUGGACCCCCGAGGCCUAUCUCCCAGACAAAGUAAAAGUGACAGUGACGAUGAUGACCUGCCAAAUGUGACCUUAGAUAGCGUUAAUGAGACUGGAUCUACGGCCCUUUCCAUAGCCAGAGCAGUACAAGAAGUACAUCCGUCCCCAGUAUCAAGGGUCCGGGGAAAUCGAAUGAAUAAUCAGAAGUUUGCUUGUUCAAUUUCACCAUUUAGUAUUGAGAGCACAAGACGCCAGAGACGGUCUGAAUCCCCAGACUCCAGAAAACGGCGUAUCCACAGAUGUGACUUUGAGGGAUGCAACAAAGUAUACACAAAAAGUUCUCACCUGAAGGCUCACCGAAGGACACAUACAGGAGAGAAACCCUACAAGUGCACCUGGGAAGGCUGCACCUGGAAGUUCGCGCGUUCGGACGAACUGACAAGGCAUUACCGCAAACACACGGGAGUGAAGCCAUUCAAGUGUGCGGACUGUGAUCGCAGCUUUUCCCGGUCAGAUCAUUUGGCACUGCACCGCCGGAGGCACAUGCUGGUGUGAGGAAUGCUACCCGUCCAGCUGAGCGUAAGAGCUGGAUCUCUUAGCGGCACCCAAUUCAGCAGGGCUGAAUCCCCUUCACAGUGUUAACACAAAAGGGCAUCACCAUCCCACGAUGUCUGAAACCAGAGCAGGAAAAAGAAGUAACACUUCUCCUUUCGGUCUGAAGGUAACCCCCAUCACGACUACACCAGAAACGUCUUCUCGCUGGCCUGGGAGAUCCGUGACACAAAUGCUGAAGAGACAGGCAUUGUUUCCCGUGCUGUGUACUCUGCCAUUUCAAGAUGUUUGUAGCUUGUACGUUUUCUGAGCUGUCAGACGUUUUGUUAUCGAUACCGUAAAGGUCGUCUACCACAAAUUGAUGGCUAGCGCAAGACCUUUUAAAUUUGGAUUCUUCUCCCAUCAUCCCACCCCUUACCCUCUUUUUACUGAAAUUUUAGUUACUGUCUCAGUAAGAUAGAACACACAUCCAAUCUGUUACCAGCAAGCAGCAUGAAAGUAGAGAAGAAGAAGCCUGUUGGAGAGGUUCCAUUACCUGAAAAUAAAGGGGCGCUCAGGCAGCCCUUUGCAAUAGUGAUGACGGCAACUAGAUAUCACCCGCAACUUGUCAUUCUGCCAUGCCCUGAAGAAAACCAACAUUGAAUCUCUCAUUUGUUUGUCGUUGAUUGUUUUUGUUUUGUUUUGAUUCUGUUUUGUUCAUCUGUUCGAGCAGAGGGGCAGCGACAUUUCAGUUGGAGCCUAGUCUCGGUGUCUGCCCUGGCAUGGACUGGCACAGAGGUGUUCUGUAGUUGAAUAGGAAGAGCCUGUCUAAAAAACUACUGCCCCACUUCAAAUUGCAGUGUUCUGUCACCUAGGCAUCAUCUCUUCCUGCCCCUAGUAUUUGAUUACAAGGAAUCAGGGG